Messenger RNA from Monoraphidium neglectum, 521 nucleotides. RefSeq lists its product as hypothetical. The record is from RefSeq and is a predicted model, not a curated record. The annotation marks the transcript as partial. The transcript has a single exon. NCBI's taxonomy places the organism in Eukaryota, Viridiplantae, Chlorophyta, Chlorophyceae, Sphaeropleales, Selenastraceae.
GCGGCAGGACCGCAAGCGACGACGGCAGCAGCAGCGACGAGGGCGGCGGCGCGCGCGCCCGCAUGCCCGCGGCCGCCGUGCGGCUGCGGCGGUACGAGGAGCUGCGGGCGGCGUUCGACGCGUCCGAGGUUGCGCCCGGCGAUGCGGUCCUGGUCGACGAGGCGGGGCGGCCCAUCGCAGCCCUGGGGCGCCUGGCGCCGGCCGAGCGCUAUCCAGUGCUCGCCAACGCCUCCUGGCGCGGCGGCGGCGGCGGGGAAAGAUCGCCCGGGGAGCCGCGGCAAGACGCGCCGGGGAGCGCCGGGCGGCGGCAGCAGCGGUCGGUCAUAAAGGGGGCGCGUGGCGGGAAGCUUCUGCCGGGGGAGAAGGCGCGGCUGCGGCGCGAGAAGAUAGAGUCGAAGCGCGCGGCGCGCGGCGCGGCAGGCGGCGGCUUUGACGCAGCGGAAGUUGUGGAGGCGCUGGCCGAGUUUGUGGCGGAGGGGCGCGACAUGGCGGCGCUCGACCCUACCAGCAAGCACGGGCUG